This is a messenger RNA of Aplysia californica (California sea hare), 6004 nucleotides long. RefSeq lists its product as uncharacterized. Gene Ontology annotation, biological process: signal transduction. The record is from RefSeq and is a predicted model, not a curated record. Gene Ontology annotation, molecular function: protein binding. Lineage: Eukaryota; Metazoa; Mollusca; Gastropoda; Aplysiida; Aplysiidae.
UCUCUCUCUCUCUCUCUCUGUCUGUUUCUCUUUAUAUAGAGAUUAUACAUUACUUUUACUCUUUUCUCCGAUUCCCUUUCACUGACAUUCCUUCUGCAUUCGUCGCGUCAGCGUCCAUCCCAGCGAUACUUUCAAACUGCAGUGGCAUACCCAUAAGAUAAAAUUUUUCCAAAAUCAGAAGUAGUCUCCCCUACAAAAUCCUUGAUUGGCGUUCAAUAUCUUAAGUUGUUACUCGUUCUGUUUUGAGUUAAUCGUAGCUCUCUUUUUUGGCCCGUUAUGUUUCCGAGACCCACACAAAAAUCCGUCGUUUGUCCUGAUUUUGAAAUGAGCAUUGUUAUUUUCUUCUUACGUAAAUAGCAGGGCCUAGUUUUUUUUAUCCCAAAUUAUAUGCAUUUUGUAGCCUCUCUUCUCCCGCUGUUGCUCCAUCUUGAUCUUCCUUCUACUCACCUUACAGCCCGAGACAGCUGGAGACGGAGAGUGCGUCACUGCAGGACCUCAGCUUUCACUUUCAGCUCGACUUCUUUGGCAGAGAGGAGCAAAUCUGUACUGUGUUUGUGAGGAUCGGAGAAAAGAUUUCUGAAAUCCUUGCCAGCAACGUGAAGCGCGCUCCCAAAAUACAGCAGAUGACGUCACAGCUACGCCGUUUCAGCAAGAGAGUCAGCAGCCUUGGACCAAGCCCUUCAAAGCGUGUCGUAAAGACAUUGGAAGACCUUUUAGAACAGCUGACCAAGCAACUUGGUUCCAGUGGCCAGGUUCUCCAGUCUCAUGCACAUGUGUUCGAACUGCUCGUGGAUCUAAGCAAGCUCAAGUUCAAAGACGAGAAUCUUGCUCUCCAAUUGUUUGAGAAGGGACUGUACUACUUCGACCGCAUCCCACAGAGAACUAUUGCGAACGAUGUGGACGUUUUCAAAACCACGUCUAGUAAGUUUUUGUUGACGAUUGAGCAGAUUGAUACCAAAUUUCUGAGAAAAACAAAUAUGGCAAGGAUGGUAAUGGAUCACCUGUUGGAAGUAUCUUUUGCAAACAACGCUGAGUUACUCCCCCUGUGGCUGGAUAUGUUACAACCUCUUCUGGCUUCCUGUACCUCGGACACAGUGUACGCCUGCUACAAGAUUGUGGACCGGCAGUGUGUAAAAUUUCGACUUCACAAGCCUGUUGUUCAUCGUCUUCUGGACACGACAAAGGCACGCUUGCUGGAUUGUCAAAGUGAAGAGAAAGAGGACGCGGACUGUAAAAGAGAACUGGCAGAUUUUGCAGUGCACCUUAUUUAUCAUACCAUAAAUGAAGGCUUGGCUAAAGAGUUUUCCAUGAAGUUUCUGCACUUGGCUAUUGACUUCCUGGAGCGGAGGGAGAAGGAUCUAUUUUCUGUCAUGCAGACUGCUGCCUCAAAUGCUGAGCCCAAGACCAAGGACCACAAGGCUGCAGCAGUGUCUAUCAUGGGUCGGCUGCACGCGCUCCUCAAAGAUGCAGAGUAUCCUUGGUAUGAACACGUGGACAUCCUACCAGGAGCGACGUGCUUAGUGCGAGCACUCAUUCGACCUGUGAACUAAAAAGUAUAAACCGCCUGGAUAUUGCUGCCGACCUCAUCCCUGGCUUCCUCCGCUACUUCGAGUCUGGCGACGAACGUCUCGACAUGUUGAGCUGUAAAUUCCUCAACGACUUUGCCCAGGUGUCAUCGGGGCUGCCAGUGGUUGCUCCGUACCUGGGAGAUAUCAUCAAGCUCUAUUUCACCAAAGGAGACGUCGACCUUUUACGUGUUAUCCAUGAUGUUUACCAGACGAACCCUGAACCGAUGACUGACUACUUUCAUCAGUUUCUGCUGCAUUUGCAGAAGAAAGGAAAUGGGGAAGUCCUCACUUGGAUUGUACAGAUAAUAUGGAAGGUCUCCAAAACACAGCCGCAGAAAGCAGCUCCUCGUGUUGUGGGCCAUGUAACCCAGAUGGCCCUCAGCCCCAACAAGAACAUUGCUCUCAUGGCCCUCUACUAUCUCAGCGUUUUGGCGCGAAAGCAUCCACGACUGGUUGCCAGCAGACGAGAAGCUCUGUCCAAACUCAAUAACCCCAAUCCCGACGUGCAGAUGUCUAAGAGUCACCUUAUGCAAGUCAUAGACGGCAACACUCCAAAGGCCCUUUUGAAGAAACUCGUUGAGGAAGAAAAAAAGUUGACCAGUAUGACAGAGAGAGUAACCGCUGCCGAAGACGACUCUAGAGACUUGAAGCAGCGCCAAAGUCAGCAGAGCGAGGACCUUGGGGCAGUCAAGGACAAAGCAGGGAAACAAGGUCAACGCCUUGAAGCAGCGGAGAAGGCAGCUCAUGACGUAGCUAUCAAAGUGGAGGAAAUUGAUUCAAAAACAAUCAGCCACGCGCCAUUUUGGGUUAAGGAUGUUUCUCUGCUGCUCAACAAAGAAUGCAGCGAGGAUUGGCGUCUGCUCAGUAGUCGCCUUGGCUACAGUAAACAGGAUGUGAAGUCAUGGGCCCAGCUGGCUGACCCAAGCACGGCGAUGCUUAAUAAAUGGUACUCGGACCAUAAGACAAGCGAGGCGACAACAGCUUUGCUGGCACAGCUACAGGAAAUGGCGAGAGAGGACGCGGCGGUCAUUGUGGAGAACGCUAUGAAAAACGCAGAGGCCGUUGUUGAAAGUGAAGACUUCGAGUACACCUCUCCACCGCACAUCUUCGUCAGCUAUCAAUGGGCUCACCAAGCGGAGGUCAAACAAAUCGUGCAACACCUGGAGAUGGCAGGCCACACCUGUUGGCUGGACAUUGGUCAAAUGGGAGGGGGUGAUAAACUUUUUGAGAAGAUUGACAGCGGAAUCCGCCGGGCUCGGGUCGUACUCAGUUGUGUGACUGACAAGUAUGCCAAGUCGCCAAACUGUAACAGAGAAGUGAACUUCGCUGCAAGCAUAAACAAACCAACUAUCCCUCUGCUACUGGAGAGCUGUGAAUGGCCCCCAAAAGGCAGCAUGGGACCUCUGUUCAGCCAGUUACUUUACAUUCGCUUCUUCAAGAGGGCCGAGGAAAGGGGCGAACGAACGUUGUGGCCUCCGGAGAAAUUCUACGAGCUGCUCAUGCAACUCCUGUGUCUUGGAGUGGAACCCCAAACAGAACGCGUGAGAACGAAGUACCAGAGAUGGUGGGAGCAGACAGUGGUGGGAGAGCCAAAGACGACAGGACUCACAGUAGGACCAUCAAGACCGAGGGCUAUAUCCACGAAGACGACUGGGUCCUCUGUUGAAACAUCCAGGCCAAAGGUUGUCUCUAGGAAGAUUGCUGAACAAGCUGCAGUGGCAAAGACGCCUGAUGUCUUUAUAUCCUACCAGUGGAGCAGUCGGAAACAUGCACUGCAUCUAACAGACAUCUUGACGUCACGUGGACUAACGUGCUGGACGGACGUACAACAGAUGGGGGCCGGGGACAGUCUCUUUGAAAAAGCAGAGACCGGUCUCAGGACGUGCCAGCUGGUCGUGGCCUGUGUAAGCCAGAAGUACGCCGUGGCGACAAACUGUCGUCGGGAGAUCAGUUUAGCUCGAACUCUCGAGAAGCGCAUCAUUCCUGUCGCCGUAGAGGAAAUCACGUGGCCUCUUGAAGGCCCAUUGAGGGACAUCAUGUCUAAGCUUUCGUGCUUUGAGCUGUGGAAGGACAAUCUUGGUCAAGAGCAGUGGAACGGGCCCCAUCUCCAAAAAAUUUUAACAGAAAUUGAGAAGUACACACGAAGAUCUGACAGAGGCAGCAAAUCUCUGGGGUCAGGUACCCGUGACAAAGAGACCUCCAAAGAAGGGACAGCGGCACUUUCUCCAGUUCGCGCCAGGGUCCGCUCAGCCCGGGUCAAGGCACGACUUAAAGAAAUUAUGACACCGUCAGAGAAAAGGACAAACGCUUCUGCAUCACGUGCUUCAAGGAAAAGCCCAUCUCGACAAGCUAUAAGCAAGUGGUGAACAUAAAAGUCACAAGUUACAAUGUGGAUUGACUCGCAUAAGAGAAACCUCCACCUUCCUUCCGAUGAGGAAGAGAUUGCCCAGUAAUAUGUUAUUGUUAUUAUAUAAAACGUCACAGAAUUACACAAAAACAACCUUGAAGUGAGCUCUUUAAAUCUGAACAAACCAACAAACAAAAAAACCCAAAAAGAAAAAAGAAAAUAAUGGCUGUAAUCAAUAACAACAAUCUUUUGGAGUUUUGUUAACCCGUUUUGUCGGACGAAUUUUGACAAAGAACAAUGACUCAACAAGUGAGUUUGUUUCUCUGGGUCAGUCAGAUGAUCAAUCAUUCAAUAAUUAAAUUUUGAUCGCCGAAACGUUCAAGGCUAGUCUCUUCGGCUGAACCUCUUCACAACUGUGUAGACGUGUAUAUUAUUAUAUGUGUGUUCUCCAAAACUGGGUCUCAGUCGUUUCGUCUUCUAAUUUACAAGGGAAGUCUGCGGAGAUACAAUUACGACCGUCCUGUUGUUUAUUCUUAAAUAAGGAAAAAUAUACUUUGGCUUUGUUUAAGUCUUUCUUGUCUUGAAUGAACAUGUUGUGUUUGUACAAACGUUGAGGAAAAUAUCUGAGCAGUGGAGGUGUUAAGACAAAUCCUUCCGGACUCCCUAGACACUUGUCUCCUUAUUUCUUUCACAUAAAUAUAUUAUCCUAGAUAAACAAUUAAUACUUAAAGGCUCUAUAUUUAGCGCUAUGGGACAGCAGACUUAUUGUGUUUAUAGAAAGGAUGGAGAAUGAGAGGCAACGUGGAUGAAAUUUAGAAGACAAAUGUUUAUUCUUGUUGAAUUUCCUUUGACAUGUCUGGCUGACAGUUUUUCCUCAACUCGAUCAAACGUAGCCAAAAAGUUGAUAGCAUUUGAUUUUUCCCUUGCUUAAUAAUGAGAAGCUCAUGUUUUUAGAGAAAACGUGAAAAAAGCAAAGCAGGUGGAUGUUUGUAGAUUCCAUUCGGGAAAUAUGUGAAGGCUGUGUGCAAGACUCCGACAAACGCCUAUAUUCCCAGUUUCUUUUGAAGGCAGACAGUCUUCUGUUGUUAGAGUGGCUUAAAAAAUUAAUAUCACAGAAUGCCAUCUUGGUGAGUGAAGAAUGACAAAUGUGUAAAGAGAUGACAUGGAAGGACAAGGGAAAAUGUUUUCUCUGAAUUCAACAUGUUCAAGUAUUUAAAAAUCCUCUUCCCCAUUAUGUUUUCUCGAUCAAUGUUUUGACCAAACCUUUAUAUUGUCUUGAGUUGCACAAUUUCUAACUAUCGAACAAAUAUUCGCAAUGAAAUGUACUCUUGUGUGUGUGUGUGAAUGUUAGCUCAAAUAUACAGGUAAAAGAAUGGAGAUUAAAUACACUAAAAAGCCAUGUAGAGUGGGUAGGGCGACACUUGUGAUGUAUUUAUCAACGUCUCAUAUUGACAUGCAAGCGAGGAACCUCUGCUUCCCACUGGGAACAACAACAAUAAAUAUCAAUGUUUUCAUUCAUGUGAUUCCUCUUUUCAACCUGUCUGAUAUUUUUCUACAUUUUAACUCGACCACCAGGAACAAAGAUACCAUUAAAUCAGAGACCAAAGCAUACAGUCAAUGUGAAAGUAACCAUAUUUUUGUGAUUUAUGUGUUUUCAAAACGACCCGUCGAUGUACGCUCAUUUCCCCUUCAUGGUUCAUGUGGACAGUCUUGUCAACUACCCAACUCCCACUCUACAUUCCAAACACUGACGUUUACAGUCUAUCCCUGCUAUACACAAUCGCUUUUAGUUAUCAUGUGGUCACAACUAUUGCUUUUUACUACGAUUGUAUGAUGUCUAUGGAAUUAUAAAAUUAUAUUCAGUGUGUCAUGAUUUGCUGGUUGUUGUUGUUUUUUUCUUGAGGCUCUAAAAACGCCAUCCCCAUCAUCAUCACUUCCACCAUCAAACACACUGACUUCACCAGCAAAUGAAGACUACAAUAACGGAAGCACAUCGCCACAAUAUCGGCCAUUUAAAGUUAAGGAAAAAAGCGAGAUAGAAACAAUAAAGGGAAAGAAAGAAGUUGCUCCCUCCAAAUACACUUGAAAA